AAACACAAAUUUUAUUUUAGACUGAUAAAACUUUGGUUCAGGGAACACAGACAAAAAUCCUCUGCUGUCAUUUCAGCAUGUACCGUUUGGGCUACGAGGAAAAGCAUUUCAUCUUUCUCUGUAUAACAGAGGCAGUUAAUAUUUUAUCCUAAUUCUCAUUAAAAUGUGUACGUUCAAUAAAUGUCGGCUAUUAAACUGUUGGUGAGAAAGUCUAUUUCUGGAAACCUUUUCAUUAUUUCCUUAAUAAGACUAUUUAUGGUUUUUUUAAGGAAACAGGACAAAACGUAACCACUUAGCAGGUUAAAAGGGUAGCUGGAGUUGCCUUACUUUCAAAGAGCUACCUCAAAAUAACUAGGGUUCAUUUAUCUAAUAUUUUAAGACUUCUAUUAAUAUUGAAACACAAUUUGUAGUUAAAGAGAAAAAUUUAAAUCACCUAAGAAAAUAAUUCAGGGCCUUUAUAGUUUUACAUUAAUAUGCCCUUUAAUAUCCAGAUGUUACUUACCUAAUAAAAUGUACAAUUAGCUGUGAAUUGACAUGAACAAGUAUUUACUGAGCACCGAUUACGCCGAAAGCUCCGUACUUUCUAUGGGGUUUAUAUCAGAGCAAUUCGAGACUCCCCACUACCUCACUUAGUUUAAGCUCAUUUUGCCCUGAGUUUAUCUGGUAGCACUUUAUUUUAGCGGACAAGGAGGGAAGUGGGGAAAGGAAAGGAAUUAUAAAAAUACAAGGUAGACGUGCACAAGAACCUUCGUUCUAUUAUUAUUUAGUAAAGUGAGAACUGGAAACAGCUUAACGUCCAGGGUAAGUUAGUUUCACUCACUCGACGGAAUGUAUGCAGCCGUUAAUGUAUUUCUGCAUUUUCCCAUAUUUCCAGUGAACAGACAGUACUUUCGCAAUUCGGAGUACAAACGAAAAAGGGCGAGAGAAGGUCGCAUUUUGCCUGCCGGAGCUAGGGGCGCGCUUGCCGGUUCCAACGAGUUUUCGGUGUCGGAAAACUUGUCUUUGCUCACAUUCUCGGAUUCCCGCGGCCGCAGAAGCCGGAGGCGGGACGUGAAGCGCAAUGAGCAAGGUAGGCUGUGUCACUGCCGCCACGGGCUCAUUCGCAACGCCAGUCGAGGAGCGCCACGGGCGGCUGAACCCCUCGGCCCGACCCACGCGCCGAGGGCUAGGAUAAUGCGCCUGCGCGGCCGUCACGUGGUGAGGGCUCCGCGCAAAGCGGGUUAAAAGUCACGACCGCGGAGAGCCCGCGAGCGUCCUGCUGGUCGGUGCGGCGCUUUCCGCGUCCUUUAAGACGAGUUUGACCGAGGCCGCUCCGCAGUUCCCGCCCCUCGGCCCAGCUCAGCUCCAUGAACCUAGCGGAGCCGCCUAGUACCCUUUCUCGCCGACCGCACAGGCGCGCGAAACCGCGUCUUUCAACUGACAAUGAAGCCGUAGCCGCGCAGCUCGGCCACUCCGGGCGAAUCGGCGCGAGGCCGGGAUGGGGCGGGGGAGGGGGAGACGGUUGGGUCAAGCUCCGCCCCAGCUCGCGCCCCUAUUGGUGGGCGCAGCGGUUCUGGGCCCGCCCCCUAACGGACCUGUCGCUUUGUGACAGGCGGAGGGGCCAGUUCCUGUCAGGCCGGGGGCGGAGUCAGAGGAUGCUUGAGCUCCGCCCGGACUCCAGGGGGCUCCUCCCCCUGCUCCUCUCGGCUGGGCGGGCGGCGGGCUAGAGAGGGAAUGUCAUUGCUUCUCAGAGCCGUGGUGCCGCCUCCGUCUGCUGCUUCUUCUCUGGCGCCCUCGUCCCGUCGGCUUUCGCCGCCGCCGCCGCAGCUGCACUGGGGAUACGGAUGGCUAGUGGGGCGCCGGGGCCAUCUGGGUUGAGAGAGCGGCGAUCGCGGCCGCUGCUGAGGCGGAGACUCCCCGCCGCCGCUUCCUCCACCCCCAGCCCGCCGGCCUCGCGGCGCUGAGGGCGGGAGCGCGCAGAGCUCUUCCCUCCUCCUCCUUUUUCUUCCUCCUCCUCCUCCUCCUCCGGGUCCCCGCCCAGCACCCCUCGCACCAGGCGGCGGCGGCGGAGGAGGAGAGCUAGACCCGCCGCCGGGGCACAACAUGGCGGAGCCCUCGGCCCCGGAGAGCAAGCACAAGUCGUCCCUCAACUCGUCCCCGUGGAGUGGCCUCAUGGCCCUGGGAAACAGCCGGCACGGCCACCACGGGCCCGGGGCCCAGUGCGCGCACAAGGCGGCGGGCGGCGCGGCGCCGCCGAAGCCGGCCCCGGCGGGGCUGUCCGGGGGGCUGUCGCAGCCGGCUGGGUGGCAGUCGCUUCUCUCCUUCACCAUCCUCUUCCUGGCCUGGCUUGCCGGCUUCAGCUCGCGCCUCUUCGCCGUCAUCCGCUUCGAAAGCAUCAUCCACGAGUUCGACCCGUGGUUUAACUAUAGAUCAACACAUCAUCUUGCAUCUCAUGGGUUCUAUGAAUUUUUAAAUUGGUUUGAUGAAAGAGCAUGGUAUCCACUAGGAAGAAUAGUAGGUGGUACUGUUUACCCAGGGUUGAUGAUAACCGCUGGCCUUAUUCAUUGGAUUUUAAAUACAUUGAACAUAACAGUUCACAUAAGAGACGUAUGUGUGUUCCUUGCACCAACUUUUAGCGGCCUUACAUCUAUAUCUACUUUCCUGCUUACAAGAGAACUUUGGAACCAAGGAGCAGGACUUUUAGCUGCUUGUUUUAUUGCUAUUGUACCAGGCUACAUAUCUCGGUCAGUAGCUGGAUCCUUUGAUAAUGAAGGCAUUGCUAUUUUUGCACUUCAGUUCACAUACUAUUUAUGGGUAAAAUCUGUAAAAACUGGGUCAGUUUUUUGGACAAUGUGCUGCUGCUUAUCCUAUUUCUAUAUGGUCUCUGCUUGGGGUGGUUAUGUAUUUAUCAUCAAUCUUAUUCCACUGCAUGUAUUUGUGUUGUUACUGAUGCAGAGAUACAGCAAAAGAGUCUACAUAGCAUAUAGCACUUUCUACAUUGUGGGUUUAAUAUUAUCAAUGCAGAUACCUUUUGUGGGAUUCCAGCCAAUCAGAACAAGUGAACACAUGGCAGCUGCAGGUGUCUUUGCAUUGCUGCAAGCUUAUGCUUUCUUGCAGUAUCUGAGAGACCGAUUAACAAAACAAGAGUUCCAGACCCUUUUCUUUUUGGGUGUAUCACUAGCUGCAGGUGCUGUGUUCCUUAGUGUCAUCUAUUUGACUUAUACAGGUUACAUUGCACCAUGGAGUGGCAGGUUUUACUCAUUGUGGGAUACUGGGUAUGCAAAAAUACACAUUCCAAUUAUUGCAUCAGUGUCUGAGCAUCAACCUACGACUUGGGUGUCUUUCUUCUUUGAUCUACAUAUUCUUGUAUGUACCUUCCCAGCAGGCCUUUGGUUCUGCAUCAAAAAUAUCAACGAUGAAAGAGUAUUUGUUGCUCUAUAUGCAAUCAGUGCUGUCUACUUUGCUGGAGUGAUGGUGCGACUGAUGUUGACUUUGACUCCAGUCGUGUGUAUGCUGUCUGCAAUUGCCUUUUCAAAUGUUUUUGAGCACUAUUUGGGGGAUGACAUGAAAAGGGAAAAUCCACCUGUGGAGGACAGCAGUGAUGAGGAUGACAAAAGAAACCAAGGAAAUUUGUAUGAUAAGGCAGGUAAAGUGAGGAAACAUGCAACUGAACAGGAAAAAACUGAAGAGGGAUUAGGCCCUAAUAUAAAAAGCAUUGUCACCAUGUUGAUGCUGAUGCUAUUGAUGAUGUUUGCUGUCCACUGUACCUGGGUCACAAGCAAUGCCUACUCUAGUCCAAGUGUAGUCCUGGCCUCAUACAAUCAUGAUGGCACCAGGAAUAUCUUAGAUGAUUUUAGAGAAGCUUACUUUUGGCUAAGGCAAAAUACAGAUGAACAUGCACGAGUAAUGUCUUGGUGGGAUUAUGGCUAUCAGAUAGCUGGAAUGGCUAAUAGAACUACGUUGGUGGAUAAUAACACCUGGAAUAACAGCCACAUAGCACUGGUGGGAAAAGCUAUGUCUUCUAAUGAAACAGCAGCCUAUAAAAUCAUGAGGACUCUAGAUGUAGAUUAUGUUUUGGUUAUUUUUGGAGGGGUUAUUGGCUAUUCUGGUGAUGAUAUCAACAAAUUUCUCUGGAUGGUUAGGAUAGCUGAAGGAGAACAUCCCAAAGACAUUCGGGAAAGUGACUAUUUUACCCCACAGGGAGAAUUCCGUGUAGACAAAGCAGGAUCCCCUACUUUGUUGAAUUGCCUUAUGUAUAAAAUGUCAUACUACAGAUUUGGAGAAAUGCAGCUGGAUUUUCGUACACCCCCAGGUUUUGACCGAACACGUAAUGCUGAGAUUGGAAAUAAGGACAUUAAAUUCAAACAUUUGGAAGAAGCCUUUACAUCAGAACACUGGCUUGUUAGGAUAUAUAAAGUAAAAGCACCUGAUAACAGGGAGACAUUAGAUCACAAACCUCGAGUCACCAACAUUUUCCCAAAACAGAAGUAUUUGUCAAAGAAGACUACCAAAAGGAAGCGUGGCUACAUUAAAAAUAAGCUGGUUUUUAAGAAAGGCAAGAAAAUAUCUAAGAAGACUGUUUAAAUGCACUGUUCUGGUUCCUAACUUGAAGCAGUUGUCCUUGUGAGAACCGGUCUUUGCCUUUAGCUCAUGUCGUGUUUCACAGCAAAGAGGGUACAGAACCAUCACUGGUCCAGGUUAAUGUACAAAAUUUUCUGGCAAUGCCUGAUUAAAAAAAUAAAAUUGGCUUGUUGAGAACAGCUGUUUUCGAUUUCUAAUGUGAAGCAAGACAGAGCACUGCUGUAAAUGUCUAGCAGCAGAUUUUUUUUUUAUUGGUACAUAUUAUCCUUCAAAUCUGAGAAUUUGGACUAACUGCACCAAAGAACCCUCUAAUUUGGUCCCUGGCACAUGCAUACUUGUCAAUGUUUUUAUUCUUUUACAAGACCUGCAUUUUAUUUGAAUUACCCGAAUAGCAAUAUGUAAAAUACAAGUGACAAAAUGUGAUGAGAGCUUCUUGAACCGGUAAACUAGUACAGGUCUGAGAAAGACAUAUUAGAAAAAUCAUUAUACUUCCUUGAAUUAUAUUUAUUUUCAUGUUUCUCUUAUGCAAAGAAUGUUUCAUCAAAUGUAUAUUUUCUAUUGCUUACUGUUUGCUCUGAGAAGAAGCUGCUGUUUCAAAGAUGGACCUCUGAGUAGCUAAUUGAUUCAAGUAGUUUUUUUAUGUUGACACAUUAUUACUGCUGUUAGCAGUCGUUUUCACCAGGUACUUACAGAGCAGAUUUCAUACAUCAUUCAUUCAAGGGCUAAAUUUAUAUUUUUUGGAAAUCAUGGCAACUACACAGGAUGUUGCUUACCAGGACGGAGUUUUGGUAUCUUAGUACUGAAGUUAGCACUAUGUUUACAUGCAAAAGAUUAAGGAAAAAACCCUUAAAGUGGACAGGUAUCCAAAGUUCAUUUGCUGUGACUCAUCAAAGUGAUAAAAGACUUCUAACAACUUUGCCUGGACUUUUUUCAUUUUACAACAGUUCAUCCAUUCACAAUGAUUUUGUUCUCUGCUCCAUAUUUUUUAAUCCCUUAAGCAUUUGAUGAAACACUCUUUAGUGCUAUAUGCAUUUUCUUACUUUUGUUAAAAAUGUGACAAUUGUCAAAAAAUGCACUAAAAUGUAAAUGGAGAUUGAACAAGUUCACUUUCCAGCUUAUAGGCAACUUUAUACAGACUUGAACAUUUUCUCCAGUUGUUUAGUAAAAGUGAAAGAGAAAGGGUUUUUCCUGCCACAGGAUAUAACUUUUUUUUAUAUAACAAGCAUAACACACCACUGCUUUUGGUGGAAAAGUGCAGAAUAGUAUGUACCUUUUAUGAAGAAAAAUGUAAUUUACAAUGUUCAGUGAGAAUGUUACUGCUGAUUUUCUUUUCCAAGGUGUAGAAUAUUCUUUGAUUUAUAGAAUUCAUUUUUGACCCAGAUGAUGGUUCCUUUACAGAACAAUAAAAUGGCUGAACAUUUUCACAAAUAGAGUGUAACGAAGUCUGGAUUUCUGAUACCUUGUCAUUCGGGGGAUUUUAUUUUACUUUGUUGCUUUAAAAUUCAGUGCAGAGAAGUUGUUGACUGUAGGGGAAAUAAAGUUAAUUCAAAUUUUG
Messenger RNA from Pan troglodytes (chimpanzee), 6115 nucleotides. It is a transcript of the gene STT3B, whose product is annotated as STT3 oligosaccharyltransferase complex catalytic subunit B. NCBI's taxonomy places the organism in Eukaryota, Metazoa, Chordata, Mammalia, Primates, Hominidae. The record is from RefSeq and is a predicted model, not a curated record. The transcript has 16 exons. Gene Ontology annotation, biological process: post-translational protein modification. Gene Ontology annotation, cellular component: membrane. Bases 2083 to 4563 code for a protein of 826 amino acids. Gene Ontology annotation, molecular function: dolichyl-diphosphooligosaccharide-protein glycotransferase activity.